Molecule: messenger RNA, 171 nt
Organism: Tinamus guttatus (white-throated tinamou)
Lineage: Eukaryota; Metazoa; Chordata; Aves; Tinamiformes; Tinamidae
Source: RefSeq, a predicted model, not a curated record
AUGCUGAGGACAGUCAUGUGCACGGUGCUGUUCCUGGGAGCCCUGGCUGAGGAGCCCCAAGGCCACAUCUCCGUGAUCCUGCUGGGGGCCACGGGGGACUUGGCCAAGAAGUACUUGUGGCAGGGCCUGUUCCAGCUCUACCGGGACCACGUGAGCAGCGGCCACAGCUUC